AUGCCAGCAAAACUUUCAAAUAAAUAUCACGAUGAAAUUGAACAAAACGGCUUCACUGUCGUCAGAAAUUUUCUUCUGCCUCAGGAAAUUGAAAAAUACACUAAAGCAUCUGAAGCUUUAGUUCAGUAUGCUCGUGAUGGAAAUUGGCCCCAUGUUAGAACUAGAGGCAAACAAUUCCCACCUUGGCCCAAGAAUUUUAGUCCCGACAUUUGGGGUGUGUCAGGGUUAUUACACCCUGAUUUGGGUGAGUUAUCAAAACCAUUCCAUGAUUUAUAUUCCGAUGAAAAAUUGUUAGAUGUUGUCUGUGAUAUAUUGUUAAUCGAGAAAACGGAUUUAUCCAUGGAGUUAUUAAAUAUGUUAAUCAAUCCAUUAACUGAUUUUGAAUUAGAUUGGCAUAGGGAUACCAUUAAACCGGAAGUAACUGUGGAAGAAGAAGCUCAAGACCUUUUAAAAUUUCCAUAUGCCGGGGCACAAUUCAAUUUGGCAUUGACUGAAGAUGAUUGUUUAAUUGCUAUUCCUGGUUCCCAUAAUCGAGUUAGAACUACGGAGGAAAGAGAAAAGACAAUUGACCCAAAUAGACGCAAAGAAUUUAUAACUGGAGAAAUCAGAGUAGAAUUACAUCCUGGUGAUCUUGUAUUCUACAACAACAAUAUUUUGCACCGUGCUGCUUAUUCGUCAAAGAACAAAAGAUUAACAUUGCAUGGAUCUUAUGGUAACGUUAAUCAAGGUAGAUCAAGAGCUAAAGGAAUUUUACAGCAUGGAGUCGCCGAAUGGUUGCCAAGAUUACAAACUGAUAAUGCCAACUUGAAAAUGUUACAAGAAAAGCUUUUAAAAUUGGCUAAAGAGUUUGAAGGAGUUGAGUUGGGUUAUGCUUUGGAUGGUUAA
Candida dubliniensis CD36 is the source of this 885-nucleotide messenger RNA. RefSeq lists its product as uncharacterized. The record is from RefSeq and is a predicted model, not a curated record. The transcript has a single exon. Lineage: Eukaryota; Fungi; Ascomycota; Pichiomycetes; Serinales; Debaryomycetaceae. The coding region runs from base 1 to 885 and encodes 294 amino acids.